AUGUUAUAUUUUUGUUUUGUUGGAAUACAUAGCUAUUUUUCCAAAAGCUUUAAGCAUAAUUAAAUAUUGAAAUCAACCCUCAUCAUUAAUUAAAUUAAUGAACAUUCUUGCUGUCAAGACAACACAAUGAGUAGACUCUUAGCCGACAGUUACGUAGUUACUUAAUUGUAAUACCCAAUCUAGAUGCACUAUCUUCAAUUAUUCAUAACUAAUCAAUGGUAGAUAGAUAACUAUACAAUAAACAUAUAUAGUAACCAUCCACUAUUGCUUUUGACUUCUCGUUAUAGUCAUUUUAAAUAUUCUCUCCUAUUUUAUAAGUCAUAUUAUCUAAAUAUCCCAUUCUAUCAUUCUUCUUCUUUCAUCAUUUACUCUAAUCUUGAUAAAUAAUGUCAUCAACUGAUCCUAGCCUUCAUUAACUCUUUAAGUUUUGUUAGAUGA
Molecule: messenger RNA, 438 nt
Organism: Paramecium tetraurelia
Lineage: Eukaryota; Ciliophora; Oligohymenophorea; Peniculida; Parameciidae
Exons: 1
Source: RefSeq, a predicted model, not a curated record